This is a messenger RNA of Alligator mississippiensis (American alligator), 1801 nucleotides long. It is a transcript of the gene HOXA4, whose product is annotated as homeobox A4. Gene Ontology annotation, cellular component: nucleus. NCBI's taxonomy places the organism in Eukaryota, Metazoa, Chordata, Crocodylia, Alligatoridae. Gene Ontology annotation, biological process: regulation of transcription by RNA polymerase II; anterior/posterior pattern specification; embryonic skeletal system morphogenesis. The transcript has 2 exons. Gene Ontology annotation, molecular function: DNA-binding transcription factor activity, RNA polymerase II-specific; RNA polymerase II cis-regulatory region sequence-specific DNA binding. The record is from RefSeq and is a predicted model, not a curated record. The coding region runs from base 77 to 958 and encodes 293 amino acids.
GGCAGGGGAGGGGCCUCGCGGAGCCCAGAAAAACGACAACGCGAGAAAAAUUAGUAUUUUUGCACUUCCCAAAUUAAUGACCAUGAGUUCGUUUUUGAUAAACUCCAACUACAUCGAGCCCAAGUUCCCGCCCUGCGAGGAGUACUCGCAGCACGGCGGCGGCGGCGGCGGCUACCGCCUGCACCACCCGCACCAGCCGCACCUGCGCCCGCCGCCCGCCAGCCCGGGCCCGCCGCUGCCCGACUACUACCCGCGGCCGAGCCGGGAGCCCGCGUACCAGCCGCCUCCGCCUCCUCCGCCUCCGCCUCCGCCCGAGGCGCUCUACCCCGCGCAGCCCCGCAGCUAUCCCGAGGCGCCCUACAGCUACGGCACCCCGGGCCAGGAGCAGCCGCCCCCGGGCGCCUCGCCUCCUCCUCCGCCUCCUCCUCCGCCUCCGCCUCCUCCCGCCGCCAAGGGCCCCCGCGGCCAGCCCCAGCCCCUGCUCCCCGGCCACGUCCUGCAGCGCCACUGCGAAGCGGCCCCGGCCGCGGCCGGCCCCGGCUGCGCCCUGCUGCCCGACAAGAGCCUGGGCGGCGCCAAGGGCAAGGAGCCCGUGGUGUACCCCUGGAUGAAGAAGAUCCAUGUGAGCACGGUCAAUCCCAAUUACACCGGAGGAGAGCCCAAAAGGUCUCGCACUGCCUACACCAGGCAGCAGGUCCUGGAGCUGGAGAAGGAGUUCCACUUUAACCGGUACCUGACCAGGAGGCGACGCAUUGAGAUCGCGCACACGCUCUGCCUCUCCGAGCGCCAGGUCAAGAUCUGGUUCCAGAACAGGAGGAUGAAGUGGAAGAAAGACCACAAACUGCCUAACACCAAGAUGCGCUCCUCCAACUCCUCCACCCUUAGUCAGCCAUCCAAAGCACAGACAGCGGGCCACCAUCAGCUGGAUGGCUCCACACCAAACUCCUCAGCGCUAUAAUUAUUUUUGAUACAUAGAGAGAGAGAGAGAAAUAUAUGUUUGUUUGUGGGUUUUUUUCCCAGCUGCCUAUUUUUGUUGCUGGUGGUUGACCAUUCGGACCAAACAACUGUGUAAAAAAAAAAAAGAAAGAAAAAGCCCAGAACAAGAAGUCAGAAGAAGGAACGUGCUCUGUACAAGGGCACGUGUUGAAACCAAAACCUGGACAUUGUAUACAGCUAAUGAUUCCAUUACCGUCAUUUUUUUUCUAUUUAUGGAAAUCCUCUGUAGCCUCAGUAUUACAGAGGGCUGGAAGUUGUAAUGGAUUGAUUCUGUACCUAAGAAGGACUCUUUUUGUAUAUAUCACUUUCCAAAUAAAAUGCGGUUAACAAACAAAAAUACGAAUUUGUGAGACACUUGUGUAAGACAGUGACUUGAAUUGUGUUGUUUCGUGGAAUGUUCGUGGAUUCUCAUGUGUACACACACACACACACACACACGCACACACGCACACACGAAAGCAGAUCUUAUUUCAUGGAGGUUUUAAAAGCUCUUAUGAAAGCUGUCCCCCUACAGUCUGAGGGGAAAUGUUUUAUGUAUCGAGAGUAAUUUAACUGUUUUUAAGUGUAGCCCCUUGCGGUAGUUGUGAUAUACUAGUUUCCCCCAUAUCCCCUAUUGCAUUUAUUUAUACACACACACACACACACACACAUAUUGCUAUAAAGGCUGUUGCUGUCUUCGUAUCUGGCACCCGCUAAAUCGUUUGGGUCCGUGUACAAUUUGUGGAUUUUGGUGUAAUGUAUAUAGUGCCCCAUGCUGGUAAUAAACAAUGUUCUGUACAAAAUAAUUAAAGGCUUCAAACACAAA